Molecule: messenger RNA, 2379 nt
Organism: Microbotryum saponariae
Lineage: Eukaryota; Fungi; Basidiomycota; Microbotryomycetes; Microbotryales; Microbotryaceae
Source: the annotation of a GenBank genome assembly
AUGAGGCGGCGUCGAUCGAGCCGCGUGUCAACCUCGGCCCCUUCGGCUUCGGCUUCGUCCUCGGGCCCGGCAUUGUCGUCGCCGUUAUGUGCACGCGCACAGCCGGCGAUCUCACUCUCACCCCCCUCAUCACCGAAUUCGGCCGACCCUCCCGUUGAUGAACUGUGCGACGUAGACCAAUCCAAGCGCCCGACCCUGCGGCCUAGGGCCAAGUCGAUGCACCACACCAUGUACCCACCAUCAUCAUCGUCGGCCUCGUCACUCGACUAUGGCUCGGCCCUUCUCACCUCGCUCGAUUUGUCCGGCUCCAUCUGGACUCUACGCGAGUACGUGCUCGGUCGAGUCGACCAGGUCGAGCACAACAUACAGCUGCUCAAAGCCUAUGUCGCGGAAAGCGAAUCAGAGGACUGCCGCAGCGGUGAUUCCAGCUGCGUAGAAGCUGAACCCGAGACCGAGACGGAGAACGAGUGCGACAACGAAGCGCUCGAGACCUACGACGACGAGAUCGAGUGUCUGGCCGAGCUGAGCGAAUCCGAGCGCGACGUCGUCGUGAACGCUGUCAGGUCACGGCGGCGGAGAGCUGCCGUCGACCCCGCACUCGCAGCAAAGGGCCAGCCGACAUGGGAGCAGGUCAAGCAAGAGAUCAGCGCGCUCGAGCUUUUCAUCACCAAGGCCUCUCGAUUUCUCAACGCAGUUCGCAGCGGGUGGCCCUCCUUGUCGACGCUCAAUUCUCCAACCUACGUCGAUGGCACGACUUCGCCCGCGCUUGUGCAGUUCCAACUUUCACCCGAGGCCCGACAGGCACUCGACCACUUCCUCGAAGACCAUCCGAUCCCCUCGCUACCCCGACUCAACUUCCGCGCCCGAUUCGACAAUGGCCGACAACGGGCGUCAGACUCUGCCUCAGCUUUGCUCUCACGCGUAUCCAGCGAGUUGGCCGCACUGCAGCACGUGCUCAACUCGAUUUCAACAACCGAGCGGGUGUCGUCCUUCAUGCCCACUCUGCCCACCUUGCCAUCGACCCCUGCAGUUGUGCUGACCGAGAUGCGCGACUACUUUGCUGCGGAGUCGACCCGUCUCGGUGGAGCGCUGCAAAGGUACCGACCUGGCACGGCAACGUUCGACAAAGUGUCGAAUAAUCUACGCACCCUUCGCAACGAGGCGUCGGACAGCCUACAGGCCGGUGUCGCGCAUUUGCAGGAUGGCGCAAACGAGCUGACAGCCCUGCUCUCGUCAUCGAGCAGUGCUGCACUUGACGAGGCGGCCAAGUUCUACCAUGCCGCAUUGUCACGAGGCAAGGAGCGUCUGUUGAGGUACGAAGAGCUGCCAUUCCCGUGGCGCAAUAACGAGCACAUCAUCACGGGCUAUCGGUUCUAUCCGAUCGAACGCUGGGGUGUCUUGCUACGAUCCGCUUUUGAGAUUCACAAUGAGACCAUCAACAUUCAAGUGAGUCACUGAUGUGAGAAAGCCACAUGAGCUCGUACCCAGCUUGGAACAGUUUGCUGACGUAGUGGUGGACGGUCUCUCAGUCCCAUUUCGUUGGCUUCCUUUCACUCAUCUAUCUGCUCGUCUACGUCAUGCCGGGCUCGCCUCAUUGGUUGCCGAACUCGCACUGGGCCGACACAGCAAUUGCGCUCGUUUUCGUUGGUGCCGCCAUGAAGUGCCUUCUGUGCUCUACGGCCUGGCAUCUCAUGGCCGGAUGUGCGACGGAUCAUUGGCACCGAGGCGCUGCGUGCGUCGAUUACGUUGGCAUUUCGGGCCUCAUCGCCGCUUCCGUGAUGGGAAUCGAAUACUACGGCUUCUACUGCCGCCCUCAACUCGCCACGGUCUACAUCGUCUUUUCUGGGGCACUCGGUAUCAUGGGCAUGGUCUUUCCCUGGCAGGCAUGGUUCAACGAACGGGAGUACAAGAGUGCACGCAUCGCGUUCUUCUUGUCAUUGGGCGGCAGCGCAAUCAUGCCCGUCUUGCACAUGGCGGUUCUGUACGGUUUGUUCGACACGGUCAAGUACCUCAUGCCGGUCGGGCUGUCUGUCAGCGCCUAUCUGGUUGGACUGUCAUUCUAUGGUUAUCAGUUUCCGGAAUGCACGGCACCGGGGCGCUGGGACAUAUUUUUCGCGAGUCACCAGGUCUGGCAUGGUGAGUAGGGAUGGCACUCAGUUUACUUGACCUUGACACUAAAGCGAUAUUUUUCGGGAUCGCUGCACAGUCGCUAUUGUCUUUGCGGUGUGGGCGCAUUGGUGGGCGCUAUCCGGGUGGGCGGACUUGGCCAGUCAGGGCAUGGAUCUUUCGUGCUCGGCGACGAAUCUUCUUGCUCUUACUCCCCGGUCCCGUGAGUGUAUUUACCCGGAGACAUCCGUGCUCUAUCAACUGUCAGUUUAG